AUGCCCAACAGCAGCGUGGUGCUAAGCAGCCUGGACGGGUUCUACAUUGGUGCCGAGUGCCUGAUCGCUUUGUUUGCCACUUUGGGGAACAUCCUGGUGGUGUGGGCAGCGAAGCUGAACGCGACGUUCCAGAACACAACCCUGUACUUCCUGGUGUCCCUGGCCCUGGCUGACAUCGCCGUGGGGCUCCUGGUCAUGCCCUUGGCCAUCGUGGUGAGCCUGGGCAUCCGCGUCCGCUCCUACGCCUGCCUGUUCAUGUGCUGCCUGUUGGUGGUUUUCACCAACGCCUCCACCCUCUCCCUCCUGGCCAUCGCCAUCGACCGCUACCUGCGCGUGAAGCUGCCCAUCAGGUAUAAGAUAAUCACUACAGAGAGAAGAGUCUGGUGGGCACUGGGUUUGUGCUGGUCUGUGUCUCUGCUGUUGGGAUUAGUCCCCAUGUUUGGAUGGAACAAGGCAGAAGGAAUAAGCUCUGACUUGCCCAGGUGCCGAUUUACCUCUGUGAUGAGGAUGGAUUACAUGGUGUAUUUUGGCUUCUUCACAUGUACCCUUGUCCCCCUGCUCAUCAUGAGUGCCCUGUACAUCGAGAUCUUUUACAUCAUCCGGAAGAAGCUCAGCCAAGGAGCAGCUGGUGUGAGAGGGGCACGAGGCUUUUAUGGACAGGAGUUCAAGGCAGCCAAAUCUCUAGCACUUGUUCUCUUUCUCUUUGCCAUAUCCUGGUUGCCUCUGUGCAUUAUAAACUGCAUUUCCUAUUUUUGCCCUGACUGUCAUAUCCCCCCCUACCUGAUGUACCUGGGAAUCCUGUUAUCCCACAUCAAUUCUGCCGUGAACCCCAUUGUCUAUGCGUGCAAGAUAAAGAAGUUCAAGAACACCUACCUUUUCAUUCUAAGGACCUACAUCCUGUGCAAGAAGCCAGACCCAGUCCUUAGAGGGCAAACAUCAGACCAAAGAUCAUAA
Molecule: messenger RNA, 954 nt
Organism: Chaetura pelagica (chimney swift)
Lineage: Eukaryota; Metazoa; Chordata; Aves; Apodiformes; Apodidae
Gene: ADORA3
Product: adenosine A3 receptor
Exons: 2
Coding region: 1-954 (317 amino acids)
Biological process (GO): G protein-coupled adenosine receptor signaling pathway
Cellular component (GO): synapse; dendrite; membrane
Molecular function (GO): G protein-coupled adenosine receptor activity
Source: RefSeq, a predicted model, not a curated record